This is a messenger RNA of Tribolium madens (black flour beetle), 1578 nucleotides long. RefSeq lists its product as uncharacterized. NCBI's taxonomy places the organism in Eukaryota, Metazoa, Arthropoda, Insecta, Coleoptera, Tenebrionidae. Gene Ontology annotation, molecular function: transmembrane transporter activity. The record is from RefSeq and is a predicted model, not a curated record. The transcript has 2 exons. Gene Ontology annotation, cellular component: membrane. The coding region runs from base 34 to 1578 and encodes 514 amino acids. Gene Ontology annotation, biological process: transmembrane transport.
UAAACACAAAAAAAUAUAAGAGACGCCAUCUUUAUGGCAUUUCCCCCACUUCCAGCACUUGACAAUUACAGUUUUGCCAACAUGACAUAUGUCAAAUGGCGGCCAAAAUUCAAAUUCAUGUCAGAAGAAACCGAAAGUCCUUAUUCUAUGACAGAAUCUCAACUGGAGAUGAGACGACGCAAACCUGACUAUGGUCGCCUCUCUACACAACUCUUCGUCGGAAUUUUAGCUUGUCUUUCGUCGAUAUCGUUUGGGACGACGCUUGGAUGGUCCCAUCCAGUCUCGCAAAAUCUAGCCCUAAAGUACAAAGACGUGGCCGAUAACAAGCUCACCAUCUUGUUGAGCAUAUCGCUAUUGGGGUGCAGUUUCGGCGUGACGUCGUGUACGUUUAUGAUACAGCAAUGGGGCCCCAAAAAAGCCAUGCGAUACAUCGGCGUAUUCUACAUCAUGACCUGGUGGCUCAUUCUCCUCCCGCGCGGCAAAGUGCAAGUAGCCGGACGUUUCUUUCUCGGAUUUUUUGGAAUUUCGUAUUCCAUGUGUGGCGAAACUUUGUAUCUCCAAACUGUGCAUUACCAUCUAAAACGGUACAUUUCCGUCUUCCACAAUUCAUCAAUGGUCUUCGGAGUGCUUAUCAGCCAUAUGGUGGGGGCUGCCACGACUACGUUCUAUUUGACCGUCUGCUGCGCCUUAAUCCCGGUAUUGCACUACAUCCUCUUCCAGAUUGUUCCCGAAAGUCCAGUUUUUUUGUACCAAACGAGUCAUGUGGCCGCGUCUGAGUCCCUAGCGUGGUACAGGGGGGCAGGGAAUUUUUACGAAGACAUGGGCAAUUUAAAAAAAGAUUGGGAAGCAAAUCGGUAUGACACGGAAGCUUAUGGGUACAUGUUCUUCGCUAAAGUGGUGUACAGGGGGCUCCUAAUUGUGCUCGGGGUUGCGUUUUUUCAAGCGUUUGGGGGGUACUUUAUCUUCCUGUUUUACGAAGUUCGAGUUUGGGCUGAAAAGAGUGUUUUUUCACCGGUUGUGGAUGCUUUAAUAGGGGCUCUAUUUUUCGUCGUUACUAAAUUCCUAUGGAGCGUUCUACAUGAGUUCACGUCGAAAAAUGUUCGUCCCUUGUUGAUUUCUAGUUGUUUUUUCAGUGCACUAGCCCUUACAGCUAUUGCGAUUUAUUUAAUUUUGGAUAAUCGUAAAAUUGAUUUUUUAAAGUGGUUUUUCUGGAUGCCUACACUAGCAAUGAGUUGCUUUUUAUUUUCAUUCGAAAUGGGGCUGAACUAUUUUCCGAAAGUCUUAACUUUUGAAUAUAUGCCCUUUCAAGUGUACAAAAGAGCGACAGUGAUCGUUCAGUCAUUAUACUGGCUGAUGGCUUUUUUAAAUAUUUAUUGUUUUGCAUCUACUUAUCUGAUAAUUCCUACGUAUGCUUUCUUUAUUGUGUUGGCAAUACUUGCCUACAUUGGAACUUUGUUUUGUUAUUAUUUUGUGGUAGAACCUAAAGGUAAAAGUCUUGUACAAGUACAACUAGAGUUGGGUGGCAAUCCUGUUGGUAGAAGAGGAGCGCUUUAUCACCAAACCAAACGUACGCUAUAA